This is a messenger RNA of Naegleria lovaniensis, 1749 nucleotides long. RefSeq lists its product as uncharacterized. NCBI's taxonomy places the organism in Eukaryota, Heterolobosea, Eutetramitea, Acrasida, Naegleriidae. The record is from RefSeq and is a predicted model, not a curated record. The coding region runs from base 1 to 1749 and encodes 582 amino acids. Gene Ontology annotation, biological process: attachment of GPI anchor to protein. The transcript has a single exon. Gene Ontology annotation, cellular component: GPI-anchor transamidase complex.
AUGGCAACAACAUUGAUUAUGGGUUGUAUGGUUGUUUUAUUGAGUAGUAGGCAUUCAUGGGUUUCCGGAUCUUCUUCCUAUGAUGAAUAUAUUAGCAUUACAAAAUCACUCGAUACAAAAUAUUUAAUUUAUCAUUUUUCAAUGAAUCAGUUUCAUCGUGAAUCGGCAGGUCGUCAUGAUGAUGAUGUUUCAUUCUCUCAAUCUAAUUUAUAUCCGUAUAUUUUAGACAAGUAUGAUUUGAAGAAUUUACAAGUCACAAUGACAAGAGGUAGAUACCACUAUCGGGAUUGGGGCUUACUGAAAAGAAAGUAUUCCACGGAUGGUAGUGAAAAUGAUCACAAUGAAUCACCAUUUAUUUCAAUGCCACCAAGUGGUUUGACUGUAAAAGCCCAAUUUAACAAUUCUAACCAAACAACGAGUAGCAACAUCAAACAUAAAUGGGAUUACCUUGUCAAUGAAUUGAGCGGUCUGUUUUGUGCCAGCAUUAAUUUUUUAACUUUUGAUUCUCGAAGAGUCUAUGACAGUGGAAUUGUUAAUUUUAUGAACCAUGAUAUUGGAAAGAAUGACCAUUCGACAACUACUAUCUAUGGAACGCUGAGUGAAGAGACAGUGUGUACAGAAAAUUUAACUCCAUUCAAAUCUAUAUUACCGUAUAGAGGAAAUAGAGGAAUCAGUGCGCUAUUGAUACCUAAACUAUUAUUCGAUAGCGAUUAUGUGAGCUUGGUAUUGGAUAUUACAAGAAGGGGCAUAUUCAUGAACGUAUUUCGAGUGAUUAAAUAUAAUGAAGGAAAUGAAUACGAAAACUUCAAGUUUAUUACGUUUAAAAAGACCAAAUUACAAAUACCCUAUGGAAACAGCCAUAUUUAUGUAAAUGGUGCCGACAACGAGCUGCAAGACACGCAGAAAAUCGCUACAAAUUCUCCAGCUGACAAAACAAUUUCUAUCAGUACCACCAAUAAUUAUUUAUUGAAACGAAUAGUGAAUGAAAUGAAUGAUACUGGGAGUGAUCAUGCUCAUCCACUCAAUCUCAAUAUAUACAAUGUGAAUAAUAUUAAGAGUGGUUUUGAACAAGUAGUUCCAUCUCGUGUUCACGUUAUGAGAUAUCAGCUUGAUAACAAGCUCAUUACCAACAUUGAAAUAUUCAAUAACAGCGACACUGGUUUGGAAAAGGAAAAUUAUUGCCUCUAUGACGUCAUACCAUGGUACUUUAAAACAUUUAUACAUACUUUGAAAAUUGAUGGCCAGUCUAUUGAUCAAGCUCACAAGAAUCACAUGAUCAAAAGCAUGAAUAUUUUACCACAAAAAGAUAGAGUGAAUCCAUUUGUCAUGAAUUUAUGCUUCAACUUGACGUCAUUUAUUAGGAAAAGCCGAGGUCAAAGCGGUUCGUCAACUUCUAUCCAGGUGUCCAUUGAGUUUGAAAAGACUUAUUUAAAAUAUACUGAACAUGCUCCUGAUGCUAAUAGAGGAUUUGACUUGUCAAGUGCAAUAAUUAUUCACUCGAGUAAUGAAAACCCCAAUGACCUCUAUUACUACUACAGUGACAGUCUACUCAUCAAUCUUCCAACGCCAGAUUUCAGUAUGCCUUACAACGUUAUUACAUUGACAAGUACUGUGAUUGUGUUGUUCUAUGGAAGCAUGUUCAACUUGAUGAUUCGAAGAUUCAACGCCAAGUACGAAGAAGAACAUACCAAAUCAUUGCUAGACCGAAUACUUGGAGCAAUCUUCAGGAAGAGGACGGCCACCAAUUGA